This is a messenger RNA of Aureobasidium pullulans EXF-150, 912 nucleotides long. RefSeq lists its product as uncharacterized. NCBI's taxonomy places the organism in Eukaryota, Fungi, Ascomycota, Dothideomycetes, Dothideales, Saccotheciaceae. The record is from RefSeq and is a predicted model, not a curated record. Gene Ontology annotation, cellular component: COP9 signalosome. Bases 1 to 678 code for a protein of 225 amino acids. The transcript is spliced from 2 exons.
AUGGAGCAGACUCGCGCCAUCAAUGCUCUGGCACCCUUCGUCGCCUUGUCCAAGUCGGCUACGUCAGCUCGUGCAGCAGCCGAUCUUGUCACACAAGCAACCUCUGCCGCAAACACCUACGUCUUUGGCGAGCUCCUCCAGACCCCGAACAUCCAGAAGCUGCGCGACGACGCCCAAUACAGCAGCCACUACACCCUACUUGAGCUAUUCGCAUGGGGCACAUGGGCCGAAUACCAAGCUCUCGCAUCAUCAUUGCCUCAGCUCUCGCCCAACCAGGAACACAAGCUACGUCUGCUGACACUGCUCACCCUCGCCGCAACCACAACCAACAAUGCACCGCUCACAUACUCAAAUCUGCAAUCCGCUCUCUCACUCUCAUCACCACUCGCGCUCGAACGCCUAGUAACCGAUGCCAUCUACGCCGACCUCGUCACCGCCACCCUCAACCCUGCAAAGGGCCUCGUCGCAAUCAGCAGCGUGACGGCCCUGCGCGACAUCACUCCGGGAAGCGUCACUUCCAUCAUGGCCUCACUAGACGCUUGGACAGGAAGAUGCGAUGACGUACUCAAGGAAUUAGAGGCUGAGGUGAAGGCUGUCAAGGAAGGCGCCGAGAGCAGAGCAAAGGAAGAAGCCAUGCGCGUGAGCCAAGUUAAGAAGGCUGAGUCUGUUGGAAAGUGAAGCAUGAAGAAAUAUGCUCAUAAGUGGAAAAGUCCUUCAAUUCUAUAACGACGUUACGAAAUUAGCUUAUAUUCAAAAGAGAUGCUCUGUGUAAACACGCGCAUUUGUGAUCUUCAAAGACCGAACAAAAUCUUCUCAAAGAUGCGGGCCUCGUGCUCUGGCAUUUAGAGUUAGGAGAUGUUGCUCAGUCGGAGUAGUCCUCCGCUCCUAGCCUGAAUGCUACACCAUGUCAGC